This is a messenger RNA of Rhopilema esculentum, 2381 nucleotides long. RefSeq names its product phosphatidate cytidylyltransferase 2. NCBI's taxonomy places the organism in Eukaryota, Metazoa, Cnidaria, Scyphozoa, Rhizostomeae, Rhizostomatidae. The record is from RefSeq and is a predicted model, not a curated record. Gene Ontology annotation, molecular function: phosphatidate cytidylyltransferase activity. Gene Ontology annotation, cellular component: endoplasmic reticulum membrane.
AAGUACUAACUCUGCAAAUGUGUUUGAAAUCAGUGCGCACAGGUUGUUGAUGGACUUUUGCAAAGGCUUGUGCUGCUGAGUCAACGAAAAUAAGCAUUAUUCACAAAGGCAAAGUAGCAAUUUAACAGCAACAAGGCCUGCAUCAUGACAGAAGACGAAAAAGCCGGUGUUGAGACAAGGAAGAUGAAGAGGCAACGUUCUAGGACAUCGUCUGGAUCAAAACCAGAGGACGCCGUUGAGCCAGGUGUUGACGAGAAGAAUGCAAAUGGAGAUAAGAAUGGAGACAAGAACGGAGCUAAAGAAGAGAUAUUUGGAAACAUGAAUCCAAAAUGGAAAAAUUGGUGGGUACGGUCAGUUUUCACGUUACUGAUGAUUGGUGGAUUUGCUGUUAUAAUCACACUGGGUCCUUUAGCAAUUUUAAUUCUGAUCUUUGCAAUCCAAGUUAAAUGCUACCACGAGAUAAUCUCAAUUGGUCAUAUUCAAUAUAAAAAGUUCAACCUUCCAUGGUUCCGUACUCUGAGCUGGUACUUUCUUCUAUGUUCCAAUUAUUUCUUUUAUGGGGAAAUGGUUGCUGAAUAUUUCCAUGGCUUCUCUUUCAAGCAGGUAAGGUUGAACCAGGAACUCUUCAGGUGGCUCUUCCAGCACCAUAGGCUCAUCUCAUUUAGCCUUUAUACAGUAGGAAUUAUGAUGUUUGUUUUGAGUUUACGAAAAAACUACUACAAGACACAGUUUGCUCUGUUUGGUUGGUACCAGAUUACGUUGGGCAUUAUCCUUGUGCCUUCACACCUGAUCAUUCAAAAUUUUUUCCAAGGAUCUAUAUGGUUUUACCUUCCCGUUUCAAUGGUAAUUUGCAAUGAUAUUUGGGCUUACAUUUUUGGUUUUUUCUUUGGCAAGACUAGAUUAAUCAAGCUGUCACCUAAAAAGACAUGGGAAGGCUUCAUUGGAGGAUUCUUAGCAACAGUUUUCUUUGGAUUGAUUGCAUGUGAGAUAAUGAGCAAGUUCAAAUACUUUCAUUGCCCAGUUCAGUAUCUGAGCUCCAGUGGUGUGUUCAAGAUAGAUUGUGAGAGGUCACCAAUUUUUGAACUCACCCACUACUUCACAAUUCCUAACGCAGCUUUACAAGUUUUCAACAAGUGCCCUGCAAUUUUGAAGACAGGAACAUCAGCAUUUCUUUCCUUAAUGGGAUUUCAACUUCAAGAUGGGGAAAUAUGGAUGAAUCCUAUGGCCUGGCAUGCUAUUGUACUAGCCUGCUUCUCAUCCCUGAUUGCACCAUUUGGAGGCUUCUUUGCCAGUGGAUUCAAGCGGGCUUUUAAAGUGAAGGACUUUGGCGAUACCAUUCCCGGACAUGGUGGAAUUAUGGAUAGAUUUGACUGCCAAUACUUGAUGGCCACAUUUGUCAAUGUUUACAUUGCAAGCUUUAUACGAGCCAGUAAUCCCAACAAGCUAUUAAAACAGAUUAUGAUGCUACAACAUGAAGAUCAGGUUGCUGUCUUUAGGACAUUGCAUGAAAGUCUUGUAAAGCGUGGAUUGCUGAGUGGAUAGAGAAAUUAGAGACAAUACCUAAACCAAGUACCCACUGGAACAAACACAACCUUAGAGAAGAUUUGAUGAGCCCCACCCAGUUUUUGAAGGGAAGAAAACCAGAUCUUGCCCUUAUCAUAGUUAUUUUCCAAUUAUUUUAUUCAACCGAAAAACAAGAUAUUUAGUAGCCAAUAACAUUUACUUGUAAGACUCUUUCAUAACAGUAGUACUAAUAAGUUUAGCAGUUUGUGAAUAAAUGUGUGCAUGAUCAACAGGUGAAUAAAUCAAUUUAGAUAAAACAGAUAUGGUACAAUGAGAACGAAAAAUGUGAUCAAAAUUAACACAGGAUUGCCAAAUGCUACCUAUUCUAGCUAAAUUGUAAGCUUAGCAUCAAGUAGAAUGAAAAAUCAUCAAUACAGUACAGCUUCCCUAAAGUUCUUAGGGGAAGGGAAUUCUUUUCCCCAAACAAGCUAUCAAUGUGUGACCUUAAAAUUUCAGUUCAGAAUAUUUAUACUGGCACAACUUCACAUGCAAGAACAACUUGAAACACUACCAGGCUUGCUUUUGCAACUCUAUUGUUUACCUUUUUAAAGACUCUACUCAUUUCUUUCUGCCAGGACUAAAUAAAUUCAGCUAACAUAUGCUCUUGUAGAAGCUAUGUAUCAAUUAUAAUAUUCAAAAUGUCAAGUUUUUAAAAUUUUAUGAGUAUUGUAUCUCAGAAGUACAACAUUGUAUAAAUCACUGCAUUUUAUUUCUAGUUUUAUUUAAUUAAUGGCUGCUGAUAGCUGCAAAUUUAUUAAUUCCAAUCUUUUCAUAAUUUUUGUGACCAUGUGCAUCUGCGGUGGAAACCAAACAGACAA